CCCUCUUUUACCACCCACAAAUUUUAAUCCACUCAAACACCAAUUACACACACACACACAGUAACAAAUAUGUACUGGUUUCUGACGGCCAAAUCCGUGGUCCUUUCGGGCCCUCGGUGGCGCUCCGUCGGUCUUCUCAUUCGGUCCCCUCUCCCCCUGCGGUCUUUCACCUUUCCCCCACCUAUUUUAAGUACACGACGUACUAAGCACAUCUAUUGCUUCAAAGAUAAGAAGAAUUUGACGACAAGCACCAAAGCAACUAGGAAGUUGAAGGAAUCAAAGAAUGUCAACAAGGAGAAAGAUUAUCCUCAUGUUAUCUGGUGGAAAGAGAAAAUGGAGAUGUGUAGAAAGACAUCUUCUAUGCAAAUGAUAACCAGACUCACUUAUUCUAAUCUGCUUGGUUUGGAUGACAAUUUGAGAAAUGGGAGUAUAAAAGAAGGAACACUCAAUUGGGAGAUACUACAAUUCAAGUCAAGGUUUCCACGGGAAGUUUUGCUAUGCAGGGUCGGGGAAUUCUAUGAAGCUGUGGGAUUUGAUGCUUGUAUACUUGUGGAGUAUGCUGGUUUGAAUCCUUUUGGGGGUAUCCGUUCAGAUAGCAUUCCAAAAGCCGGCUGUCCUGUUGUGAAUCUACGUCAAACUUUGGAUGAUCUGACACGGAAUGGAUUUUCAGUUUGCAUUGUGGAGGAAGUUCAGGGUCCAACUCAAGCACGUUCCCGUAAAAGUCGUUUUAUAUCUGGGCAUGCACAUCCCGGAAGCCCUUAUGUUUUUGGACUUGUUGAAGAUGACCAUGAUCUCGAGUUUCCAGAACCAAUGCCAGUCAUUGGACUUUCUCGUUCUGCAAAGGGGUAUUGCAUAGUUUCAGUGUUGGAGACUAUGAAAACUUACUCCUUAGAGGAUGGUUUAACGGAAGAGGCCAUAGUCACAAAGCUUUGCACUUGUCGUUACCAUCAUAUGUUUCUCCAUAAAUCAUUAAAGAAUAAUUCCUCAGGAACAACACGCUGGACAGAGUUUGGUGAAGGGGGGUUAUUGUGGGGAGUGUGUAAUGCCAGGCAUUUUGAAUGGAUCGAGGGGAACUUCGUUGAUGAAAUAGUGUUUAAGGUAAAAGAACUCUAUGGUCUUGAUGAUGAAGUCACAUUUAGAAAUGUAACCAUUACUUCAGAAAAUAAACCUCAACCCCUGAACCUUGGAACAGCCUCACAAAUUGGUGCUAUACCAACUGAAGGAGUACCUUUUUUAUUAAAGAUUUUGCUCCCCUCCAAUUGUACCGGUUUACCUGCUCUGUACAUUAGAGACCUACUUCUGAACCCUCCUACUUAUGCAGUUGCCUCUACCAUCCAAGCAAUCUGCAAACUUAUGAACGAUAUAUCAUGCUCAAUUCCUGAAUUUACUUGUGUUGCACCAUCAAAGCUUGUGAAGCUACUUGAGCUAAGGGAGGCAAAUCAUGUUGAGUUUUGCAAGAUCAAAAGCGUGCUUGAUGAAAUCUUGCAGCUCCAUAGAAAUCCUGAACUCGAUCAGAUAUUACAGUUGUUAGUGGAUCCUACUUGGGUGUCGACCGGUCUGAAAAUUGAUAGUGAGAUACUGGUGAAUGAAUGUGAAUUUAUCUCACAUACGAUUGGGGAACUUAUCUCUUUAGAAGGUGAAAAUGAUCAGAAAUUGAGCUCAUAUGUGAAUAUACCCAGUGACUUUUUUGAAGAUAUGGAGUCUUCAUGGAAGAGCCGUGUGAAAAGAAUCCAUCUAAAAGAAGCCUAUGAAGAGGUGGAUAAGGCUGCUGAAGCUUUAUCCUUAGCGGUUACGGAAGAUUUUCUUCCUAUAAUUAACAGAAUAAAAGCUACUACGGCUCCAUUUGGGGGACCAAAGGGAGAAAUCUCGUAUGCUCGCGAACAUGGAGCUAUUUGGUUCAAGGGAAAACGUUUUGCACCAUCUGUAUGGGCCGGUACACCUGGAGAAGAACAAAUCAAACAACUUAGGCCCUCCAUCGAUUCAAAGGGUAGAAAAGUUGGAGAGGAGUGGUUUACCACAGUGAAAGUGGAGGAUGCACUCACAAGGUACCAUGAAGCUGGUGCGAAGGCAAAAUCCAUGGUCUUAGAAUUGUUGAGGGGUCUAUCUACUGAUUUGCAAGCUAAAAUCAAUGUUCUGGUGUUUGCUUCCAUGUUGCUUGUCAUUGCAAAAGCAUUGUUUGCUCAUGUGAGUGAAGGCAGAAGAAGGAAAUGGGUGUUUCCCACUCUUGUUCAGUCUAAUAUUGCUAUGGAAACAGAGCAAGUAAAUGGACAUCGUGAGAUGAAGAUUGUUGGUUUGUCACCGUAUUGGUUUGACGCAGCUGAAGGCAGUGCAGUGCUUAACACAAUUAAUAUGAAAUCAAUGUUUCUUUUGACUGGGCCAAAUGGAGGUGGCAAAUCAAGCUUGCUUCGCUCAAUCUGUGCAGCUGCCCUACUUGGAGUAUGUGGAUUUAUGGUGCCUGCUGAGUCAGCGUUAAUUCCCCAUUUUGACUCUAUUAUGCUACACGUAAAAUCUUAUGAUAGCCCUGCUGAUGGGAAAAGCUCGUUUCAGAUUGAAAUGUCAGAGAUGCGAACUAUAAUUACUAGAGCCACGUCACGAAGCCUAGUUCUUGUAGAUGAAAUAUGUAGAGGUACUGAAACAGCAAAAGGAGCGUGCAUUGCUGGUAGCAUUAUUGAAACUCUUGAUUCAGUUGGUUGUUUGGGUGUUGUAUCCACACACUUGCAUGAUAUCUUCAAUCUACCACUGACCACAAAGAAUGUUGUUUAUAAAGCGAUGGGAAGCGUCUUAGUAAAUGGAAAAGUUAAACCAACAUGGAAGUUGAUUGAUGGAAUAUGCAAGGAGAGUCUUGCAUUUGAAACAGCUCAGAUGGAAGGUGUUCCUGAGACAGUAAUACAAAGAGCUGAAGAGCUCUACAAUUCAGUGUAUACGAAGAACAUGAAUUCAGAGAAAAGCAAUACAAACGUGAAUCUGUUUUCUUCUAAGGGAUCUCUAAACGUCUGCUACCAACCGACGGGUAUUCAAGAAAUUGCUCCUUUUGCCAAAGAAUCAAGAAAUCAAAUGGAGCGAUUCCAAAAAGAUGUAGAAAAUGUUGUCUGUAUAUUAUGUAAUAAAAUGUUGAUUGAGCUUGGCAAGACUAAAACUACAUCCGAAGUGGGAGUGAGAUGUGUUGCAAUUACUCCUCGGGAACAGCCCCCUCCAUCAACAGUUGGUGCUUCAUGUGUCUAUGUGAUCCUGAGACAUGACAAAAAACUUUAUGUUGGACAGACGGAUGAUCUCCAGGGCCGGGUUCGUGCACAUCGAUCAAAGCAGGGGAUGCAAAAUGUUGAAUUCCUGUAUUUCCUAGUUCCCGGAAAGAGCUUGGCUUGCCAACUGGAAACUCUGCUAAUUAACCAGCUCCCAAAUCAUGGCUUUAAACUUACUAAUGUAGCUGAUGGUCAGCAUCGAAACUUUGGGACUGAUAUUUCCUUAGAAAGUUUAAGCUUACCUAGAUAAAUAACCAAGUCUAGUGUUUAGGGUUCUACUGGUGCAACAAUUUUGGGUCAAGUAUAUGUUGCUCCUGUUCAUGAAGGACUGACAUUUGUGCUCCUAUGAUUGUUUACUAGAGUAAAGAAUCGGUAGCUCUUGUAAAUUGCUUGGUUAAUUCAUUUUUGUAUCAUGUUUAUUUGAA
Messenger RNA from Erigeron canadensis, 3664 nucleotides. RefSeq names its product DNA mismatch repair protein MSH1, mitochondrial. The coding region runs from base 70 to 3489 and encodes 1139 amino acids. The record is from RefSeq and is a predicted model, not a curated record. The transcript has 22 exons. Gene Ontology annotation, biological process: mismatch repair. Gene Ontology annotation, cellular component: nucleus. NCBI's taxonomy places the organism in Eukaryota, Viridiplantae, Streptophyta, Magnoliopsida, Asterales, Asteraceae. Gene Ontology annotation, molecular function: ATP binding; ATP-dependent DNA damage sensor activity; mismatched DNA binding.